AAGUUAUGGGAGGAGCUCUAGUCGUGACGUAACCGGUGCCAAAGCCGACUUGCCCAUAUUUAGCAAGCUCGACGCGGAGAGAUUCCCCAGCCAGACAGCUUCACAUUUCAUCUGUCAUCCUCGGGAAAAAUCUCAACUCUUUCGGCGUACACCGAGGACUUGACAGCUGGGUUUUAUUGUAUUUUAUUUUUUCAGUUUUGGCCAACCGGGCUGUCGAAGACGAUCAAGCCGGCAAAAGUGCCUGUUUUGCUGGGUUUUUUUUUCGCCCCUUACUUCCCUCCUUCAUAAAAGUAACCGUCACAAUUCCACCUCGUCGCCAGCGAGCUAACCGGCUAAUGUUAGCCCGUUCGCCCGACGUGUAAUUACGAGUGACACGGUUUUAAAUCCACUCCAAAGGUGCCUCUUCGGCUUCUGAGCACUCUUUAACCCCGCUGCGAUGACUUCCUGACCGCAGAUAUACUUUUUAAUGCCCCCCUCCCCUAACAAAUAAGGCUUCGCGAGCGAGCUAGCUAAACCGAGGGGCGCCGCGCUAACAGCGGGAUUGGACGCGUUCCCAACGGCGAGGAGGUGGUGGAGGGGCGGCCUUAGGCUUGACAGCUUCCCCCAGGCAAGGCGGGCUCGAAGAGGCCUGGAGUCCGCCAUUCUGCGGGGGCACAGGCGUCGCUGAGCCGCGGGGAGACACCGGCUUGAAGGGAGGAGAAGCCGGAGGAGGGAGGAAGCAAGGAGGAAUCGCGCAGGGUUUUUUUUCUCAUUUGUUUGCUUUUGCCAAGUGGGAUCCGGGAAGUAAACCGGGCAGUGACCUCAUGAAUGGAAAUCGGAACCUCAGGAGCCGUUGGGGCCCAGUCCCUGUUCGCCAUGCCUCGGCGGCCCGGCUACGGCACCAUGGGCAAGCCCAUCAAGCUGCUGGCCAACUGCUUCCAGGUGGAGAUCCCCAAGAUGGACGUCUACCUUUACGAGGUGGACAUCAAGCCUGACAAGUGCCCGCGGCGAGUCAACAGGGAGGUGGUUGACUCCAUGGUGCAGCACUUCAAGGUGACCAUCUUUGGGGAUCGCAGGCCGGUCUACGAUGGCAAGAGGAGCCUGUACACGGCCAACCCGCUGCCCGUGGCGCCCACGGGGGUGGACCUGGACGUCACUCUGCCGGGCGAGGGGGGCAAAGAUCGUCCCUUCAAGGUCUCCAUCAAGUUUGUGUCUCUGGUGAGCUGGCACAUGCUGCACGAAGUGCUGACGGGUCGCAGCAUGCCUGAGCCACUGGAGCUCGACAAGCCCAUUAGCACCAACCCCGUGCACGCUGUGGACGUGGUGCUCAGACACCUGCCGUCCAUGAAGUAUACGCCGGUGGGCCGCUCCUUCUUCUCGGCUCCAGAGGGCUAUGAUCAUCCCCUGGGCGGAGGCCGGGAGGUGUGGUUCGGCUUCCACCAGUCGGUGCGGCCCGCCAUGUGGAAGAUGAUGCUCAACAUCGACGUGUCUGCCACCGCCUUCUACAAGGCCCAGCCGGUUAUCCAGUUCAUGUGCGAAGUGCUGGACAUCCACAACAUAGACGAGCAGCCCCGCCCUCUCACUGACUCGCACCGGGUCAAAUUCACCAAAGAAAUCAAAGGUUUGAAGGUUGAAGUGACACACUGCGGAACCAUGCGAAGGAAGUACCGCGUCUGCAACGUGACCCGCCGGCCGGCCAGCCAUCAAACGUUCCCCCUCCAACUGGAGAACGGCCAGACCGUGGAGCGCACGGUAGCCCAGUACUUCAGGGAGAAGUACAGCCUGCAGCUCAAGUACCCCCACCUGCCUUGUCUGCAGGUUGGCCAGGAGCAAAAGCAUACCUACUUACCCCUGGAGGUGUGCAACAUUGUAGCCGGACAGCGAUGUAUCAAGAAACUGACAGAUAACCAGACUUCCACCAUGAUCAAGGCCACGGCUCGCUCUGCGCCCGACAGACAGGAAGAGAUCAGCCGGCUGGUACGCAGCGCCAACUAUGACGCCGACCCCUUUGUCCAGGAGUUCCAGUUCAAAGUGCGCGACGAGAUGGCCCACGUGACGGGGCGAGUGCUACCCGCCCCCAUGCUGCAGUACGGCGGCAGGGUGAGCACAGAGCACUUUAUGAACCGCACAGUGGCCACGCCCAGUCACGGCGUGUGGGACAUGAGGGGCAAGCAGUUCCACACUGGCGUAGAAAUCAAGAUGUGGGCCAUCGCCUGCUUCGCCACGCAGCGCCAGUGUCGGGAAGACAUUCUCAAGGCCUUCACGGACCAGCUCCGCAAGAUCUCCAAGGACGCCGGCAUGCCCAUCCAGGGCCAGCCGUGCUUCUGCAAGUACGCCCAGGGAGCGGACAGCGUCGAGCCCAUGUUUAGACACUUGAAGAACACCUACGCCGGAUUACAGCUCAUCAUUGUCAUUCUGCCUGGCAAAACCCCCGUCUAUGCCGAGGUGAAGCGCGUGGGGGACACCCUGCUGGGGAUGGCCACGCAGUGCGUCCAGGUGAAGAACGUGGUGAAGACGUCCCCUCAGACCCUCUCCAACCUCUGCCUCAAGAUCAACGUCAAGCUGGGGGGCAUCAACAACAUCCUGGUGCCGCACCAAAGGCCGUCAGUGUUUCAGCAGCCGGUCAUCUUCUUGGGAGCUGAUGUGACACAUCCGCCUGCCGGAGAUGGCAAGAAGCCCUCGAUUGCAGCAGUAGUGGGCAGCAUGGACGCCCACCCCAGCCGCUACUGUGCCACCGUGCGGGUGCAGAGGCCCAGGCAGGAGGUGAUCCAAGAUCUGGCUUCCAUGGUGCGCGAGCUGCUCAUCCAGUUCUACAAGUCCACACGUUACAAGCCCACCCGCAUCAUCUUCUACAGGGAUGGAGUGUCUGAAGGCCAGUUCAGACAGGUGCUGUAUUACGAGCUGCUGGCCAUCCGCGAGGCCUGCAUCAGCCUGGAGAAGGAGUACCAGCCAGGCAUCACCUACAUCGUGGUGCAAAAACGCCACCAUUUUAAAUUGCUUGUAGAGCGUACCCAACUCUGA
Hippocampus comes (tiger tail seahorse) is the source of this 3000-nucleotide messenger RNA. RefSeq names its product protein argonaute-3-like. The transcript is spliced from 16 exons. The coding region runs from base 808 to 3000 and encodes 730 amino acids. Gene Ontology annotation, molecular function: RNA binding; protein binding. The record is from RefSeq and is a predicted model, not a curated record. NCBI's taxonomy places the organism in Eukaryota, Metazoa, Chordata, Actinopteri, Syngnathiformes, Syngnathidae.